AUGACCGACUUGCUGCACGUGCUGCCUGACCUGGAGACGAGGCCCUUUUCGCACCUGCUGCCCUCGCUCGACAAGGCCCUCGUCACCACAAACGACCUGCUCACCCUCGACGUCCACCAUGUCGCCAAGCGUGCCCAACUGCCCGCCGGCGAGCUGAGGAAACUCGUCGACGCCGUGGUGCCUGCCCUGCACCACCAGCUCGGCCUCGGUUUCGGUGCCGACGAGCCUUCCACGUCUGCUUUCUCGGCCGCAUUGGGCGACCCUCCAGCACCCUGGCGCUGCAUAAGCACCCUGGACGACCAGCUCGACGCUGCCUUGGGUGGCGGUAUACCGCCUGGCUACCUGCUCGAGGUCACUGGUGAGAGCGGCGCUGGCAAAACACAACUACUGCUCACCCUCCUGCUUGCUGUGCAGCUGCCGCCACCGCUCGGCCUGGCCAAGACCGCCGUCUACAUCUCCACCGAAGCCGCCCUCUCCACCACGCGUCUCGCCCAGCUGCUGUCCUCGCACCCAGCUCUCGACAGAGUCUCUCCGCAUGAGCGACCCUCACUGGCCAAGGUCCUGGCCAUCCAGACCCCCGACCUCGAAUCCCAGGAGCAUAUUCUCCGCUACCAGCUGCCCGUCGCCAUCAAGAAGCACAACGUGGGUCUGGUCAUCCUGGACUCGGUCGCCGCCAACUAUCGCGCCGAGUUCGAGAAGAAAGGAGCAAGCAAUGGCGCCGCCUCCAUGGCCAAACGGGGGACGCAGCUCGUGCAACUGGGCGCGCUUCUUCGACACCUAGCCCACACAGAGGGUAUCGCAAUCGUCGUCGCCAACCAGGUCGCCGAUCGUUUCACCAAGCCGCCCUCUGCGCCCCCCUCCAACGCCGUUUCGCGCAAUCCGUCUGCCAACAGCCAGGGCACUCGCGACAACACACCCCAGCCCUCCAACCCAGCUCUCGCCCUGCCAGCCUCGCAGUCUGAUGAACUCGUCUUGUUGUCGCCAGACCCACUAGCCCUCGACCACCAACAACGCUGGUUUACCGGCUGGGGCGACUUACCGCACACUGCCCCUCACACCUUGAAGACGCCAUCUCUUGGCCUCGUCUGGACGAACCAGCUGGCGUGCCGCAUCGCCUUGAUCAAGCAGCCCGUGUUCGCCAAUAGAGGACCGCUUGUUGUCGCACUAAACGGUGAGGAUCAGUGGAACGAGCCUGAGGAAACGCACAUCUCCAAGUGGAGGAGGUGGGUGAAGGUUGUAUUUGCGCCGUGGGCCCCGCCUAGCGAAGGUAGGGGGUUGGAAUUUGAGAUUACGACAAGUGGGAUCAGGUCCGUUGUCAACGAGGUCAAGAAAUAA
This is a messenger RNA of Ascochyta rabiei, 1335 nucleotides long. RefSeq names its product DNA repair protein rhp57. The transcript is spliced from 2 exons. Gene Ontology annotation, biological process: DNA strand invasion; DNA repair; mitotic recombination. NCBI's taxonomy places the organism in Eukaryota, Fungi, Ascomycota, Dothideomycetes, Pleosporales, Didymellaceae. The record is from RefSeq and is a predicted model, not a curated record. Gene Ontology annotation, molecular function: single-stranded DNA binding; double-stranded DNA binding; ATP hydrolysis activity. Bases 1 to 1335 code for a protein of 444 amino acids.